Messenger RNA from Mytilus trossulus (common blue mussel), 2009 nucleotides. Its product is annotated as protein SSUH2 homolog. The transcript has 13 exons. Lineage: Eukaryota; Metazoa; Mollusca; Bivalvia; Mytilida; Mytilidae. Bases 197 to 1771 code for a protein of 524 amino acids. The record is from RefSeq and is a predicted model, not a curated record.
GUGUAUGCACGAUGUGACAUUUUUAUCAAAAGAUACAUUAGUAUCAAGGCUCUGAAUAAUUUGUGAUUAGCUAACUUAUCAAUUAGAACAUUGAACCUGUGACUCUAACACGAGUUGUGCAAAUAUCUAUAUUUAAACGGCUAAUAAGCGGAAGUUUGUGUACCCUGAUAAUCAAAGUGUACAUUCAUAUCUAAAGAUGUCGGAAAAUGAUCGACUUUUGGGGCCAGGCAAAAGUGGCUAUCAAGGCGGGCAAGCAACUCCCUAUCCAUCUUCUGGGGGAUAUCAAGGUCCUCAGCCUGGAGGGUCUCACCAGGGUGGACCUUCAGCAGGAGGUUAUCCUGGCGGUCAACAAGCAGGUGGGUAUCCGGGCGGCCAACCUGCAGGAGGAUAUCCUGGCGGCCAACCUGCAGGUGGAUAUUCAGGAGGCCAACCUGCAGGUGGAUAUUCAGGAGGCCAACCUGCAGGCGGAUAUUCGGGAGGCCAACCUGCAGGCGGAUAUACUGGUGGACAACCAUCUGGUGCAUACCCUGGUACUCCGACUGCAUCUAAUCAAGGAAGCGGAUAUAUAGCACCUCCUCAGGGGGUAUCAGUUCCACAGUAUACUGGUGCAAUUCCUGAAAAUGAGGCUCCCACAGACCAGCAAUCUGAACCAACAGCACCACCUCUGGAAAAGAUGGAUGCUAUUCCAGGAUAUCAAAAUAUUGGAUUCACUGAAUCAUUUCUCCCUCCACCACCAACUUAUCAAGAUGCAAUGAAAGGACCACCUCCAGAAAGACAAAAUAUAUCUAAUGUACCAACAAUAACAGAACAAGAAGCUAGGGAUGCUUUGCUGGAAUUUGUAGCAGAUAACUGUUGCUAUGGAAAACGAGCCGCGGAAGAUUUAAAUUUCAACGACUUAAAGUCAAGUAGUGCCUUUCACUACACUAUGGAAAGUUUUACCGAAGCAAGAUCAACAGAAUGGGCAUACGAACCUUAUACUGGACAACCAAUCGAUGGUCCUCAUAACGGACCAGCACCGGGACCAUGGGAUAUACAGUCCAAACCAUCACAACUCUUCAAAAACGAAGUAAGAAGGAUAGAGGUACCACAUACAGCAUCGAUAAAGCCUUGUCAUCAUUGUUUUGCAUCAGGGUUUAUCCGGUGCCACAAAUGUCAAGGUCGAGGAAGGACUCGAUGCUUUACUUGUAAUGGUUCCGGAAUGAGAAUGGGGCAUAACCAUCAUCACCACGACCACCACCACCAUGGUCAUCAUGACAACCAUCAUCACCACCAUCAUGGGUUUGAAGAUGAUAAUAGGUGUACUUGGUGUCAUGGCAGUGGAUUUCGGGACUGUGGCACAUGCCACACAAGAGGAAUGGUUGUAUGUCCCCUGUGUAGAGGUUACCAUCAGUUGAAGUGUUACAUAUGUCUUACAAUCAAAUGGCAUACAGAGGAAGACCACCAUAUCGUGGAGAGAACAGCAUUGCCAGACCAUCUUAUAAAGCAAGCACAAGGACAAGUAGCAUUCGAAGAAUCAAUGCCAAGGGUGUAUCCAAUAACACAAUUCCAAGACAGUGAAGUAAAUCAAGCCUCAGCAACACUGGUCGCUAAACAUCAAUUCCCAAGUAAAGCUAUUUUAAUGCAGAGGCAGAGAGUUCGAAUUGUACCAGUAACUGUAUGUAUGUACAAAUGGAAAGACGGAGAUUCUGAUUUUAUAGUGUAUGGUUUUGAGAAGAAAGUGUAUGCACCAAACUAUCCCCAGAAAUGCUGCUGUGGAUGCUCUAUAAUAUAGAAACUGUUGUACUCUUGAUCAGAAAAAUAUAUCUUGUAUCAAAAUCAAUUUCAAAUACUCUAUACAUUCUGUACAUGUAUAUUAUUAUCAUUGUUUGUAAACUAAUUGCAAAAGUAGAUUGUGCCAUAUACACAAAUGUAUCAUGUUUUCUACUAAUCUGUUUAUAGAAAUCAUCUGUGCCAUAGAAACAGGACCUCUUUAUUGAGACUUAACUGGAAAUAAAUUAUAAUGUAAACUA